AUGCUUAGACCAAGCUCAGUCCAAGACAAUGAAAAAGUUGAACUUGAAAAUGUUUACCAAAACAUACAACGUUCUCAACGAAGAAACGCAAAAUACUUCAGAGGAAAUAGGAAAGUAUGUUUUAAUAUUGACCAAAUUGUGUUGGUUAAAGAUUAUCGCGAUAAACAAGUAACUUGGUGUAAAGGACAAGUUGUUAAAAUUUUAGGGAAAAACGUUUACGUUGUUCGACCACUAGAUUCAAAUUUCCUUUGGAAAAGACAUACUAAUCAGAUCAGAGAACUAAAUGAUGAUUAUUCGUUGGUCUACCCACCCUGCGUGGAGCUACCGCACACUGUAAACGUUUUUUCCAAUAGUGAUGGCGCCAGCAAUACUUCUGCCGGUAGUUCGGUUGAUGAUGUGUUUGUGGAUGCCGGAAUCGCGGAUAGUGAACGCGUGGAUGUCAGUGACUCGGAUUCUAGCUCCAUUGGUGAACAGGCUGAACUUACACGACCCAUACGUAUCCGUAAGGUACCGGAUAGGCUCCAAUACUAA
Acanthoscelides obtectus is the source of this 531-nucleotide messenger RNA. The record is from the annotation of a GenBank genome assembly. NCBI's taxonomy places the organism in Eukaryota, Metazoa, Arthropoda, Insecta, Coleoptera, Chrysomelidae.